UUUCCUUAUAAAGAAUUUCCUGAUUUAAUUUGCUUCUUUGCUGAUUAAACUCUUUUCUUCCUUCAAUGAUCAUGACGAUGAAGAGUUCAAAGUUGGUGGGUCCGCUUCUGAAGCAGCUGGGUCCUCGUUUCUUCUCUUCGGUCACCACAGGUGCUAUGAUCAACGAGCCGGUGAGAGGAAUCCUCCUGAUCAGAACUGCUACCUUCCACCGUGCGGGUACGUUGCCGGUGCCGGGUGUGCGAAACGGAAGCACAGUGGCCUUGGGCAAUACUGAAGUUCAGGAGAAAGAGCUCCCGAACAGCUCAUUAAACGGUGAUGGUCAGGACAAAAAGGGUUUCGUGAGCUAUUGGGGCAUUCUUCCAGCACAGGUCACCAAUGAGGACGGUACGGUGUGGAGGUGGAAUUCGUUCAGGCCAUGGGAGACUUACCAAGCGAACCUGUCAAUCGAUCUGAAGAAGCACCACGAACCAAACACGUUCUUGGACAAGGUGGCAUACUGGACCAUCAAAGCCCUCCGAGUCCCAACAGACAUUUUCUUUCAGAGGCGAUACGGGUGCCGCGCGAUGAUGCUAGAGACCGUGGCUGCUGUUCCAGGAAUGGUUGCAGGGAUGCUCCUGCACUGCAAAUCACUGAGGCGGUUUGAGCAUAGCGGAGGUUGGAUUAAAGCUUUGUUAGAAGAAGCAGAGAAUGAACGAAUGCACCUAAUGACGUUCAUGGAGGUUUCACGGCCCAGGUGGUACGAGAGAGCUCUGGUUUUUGCGGUACAAGGUGUGUUCUUCAAUGUCUACUUCCUUGUUUACUUGAUAUCGCCAAAGCUCGCACACCGUGCCGUGGGCUACCUGGAGGAGGAGGCAAUACACUCCUACACUGAAUUCCUCAAGGAAUUGGACAAGGGCACCAUCGAAAACGUGCCGGCUCCGGCCAUCGCCAUCGACUAUUGGCGCUUGCCAGCAGACUCAACCCUCCGAGAUGUUGUGUUGUCUGUAAGAGCCGAUGAGGCACAUCACCGCGACGUCAAUCACUUUGCUUCGGACAUACACUACCAAGGACAUGAGCUGAGGGAAGCUCCUGCUCCACUUGGAUAUCACUAAAAUCUCAUAAUACUUUGGAAUCUUGGAUGGAGGGACGAUGGUAUCUAUAGUUCAGUUGAAGCUGAAGGAUGGUAUUUUCUGUCUCUUAAAUAUAAAUAAAAGCAGAUCCGUUAAUGAGUUUUUUAUCCAAGUUCUACGUUGUAAAUAUAUAUUAUGACUAAAGGAUGUAACUAUGUAAGGACUUGUUGUUUGA
This is a messenger RNA of Nelumbo nucifera (sacred lotus), 1284 nucleotides long. RefSeq names its product ubiquinol oxidase 2, mitochondrial-like. Gene Ontology annotation, cellular component: mitochondrion. Lineage: Eukaryota; Viridiplantae; Streptophyta; Magnoliopsida; Proteales; Nelumbonaceae. The record is from RefSeq and is a predicted model, not a curated record. Gene Ontology annotation, biological process: alternative respiration. Gene Ontology annotation, molecular function: alternative oxidase activity.